UUCAGAAAUGAUUUAGCGACACGAGUAGAGGAACCAAACAUGAAACUGCCUCUGGGCAUCACACUUGCACUCUUCUUGAUACUUCAGACGUUCCAACAAGCGUCCACCCAGAUACCUGAGGAUUGGGAAAGAAAUAAUGAGACUACAGGCGACAAAGGAAAACAACCACAUAGUGAGGAAAUAACUGCUAAACCAACAGGAGAAAGUAAGGCAGACAUACAAAGCAAUGUAGACGCACAAGCCAACCCAGAGAGCGGUACAGAAAAUGAAGGACAACCAUUUGGCACAUUUAAUUAUAGUGAAGGAGGAGAGCAGAAUUCCACAAAGUUGGAUCUGAUGCCUGAGCAGUCUGUUGCUGACACAGAGGAAGCUAGUUCUGAGGGUCCCAUUGCUACAACAACACCACCUCCUAUGAUUGCACUUAAUUCAAGUUCUGAGCUCUCAGAUACAUCAGCAGAAUCCAAUGAAACACUGACACAGGACACAAAUACCUCCACACCAGAGCCAGAACACACAAAUGAAUCUACUCUUAUUGACACAUAUACCAGUCCACAACCUGAGACUACCACAACAGAGAGCAGCCAUGAUGAAUCGGGUUCUGGAUAUUUGCCCUCAGAUGAUGUACCCACCAACAGCACUACUAAGAGUCCGACCACCACAACAAAAGAUGAAAGCGUCCAGAACAAAACUACAGUGAGUCCAACUGAACCACCAGUACACAGAACUACAACGGCAGUAAUUCCACCGACCGUCUCUAAGGACGUCAUGACUCCUGCCCCAGACAGUGAGGAUACAAACCAGACCAAACCUACUGACACCAGAGGGAAUUCUGAAAGAGGUUUAUCUUCAGAUGUUUCAGAUGUUACCGAAAGCAAGAAAGGGCAGGCAUGGACUGUUGUCCUAGUCAUUGGGAUUAUGGUGGGGGCCCUGGCUUUGGGAGCAUUUAUCAUCCUGAAUCGAAGAAACAAAAAAGACUUCUCACACAGAAAACUGGUGGAAGAGAUGUCACCUGAUCCAGUUCUCCGACUGGACAACAGUGAGCCACUCGACCUGAAGUUUGAUGGAUUUGGUUACUACAAUCCAGGACUACAAGGGGACAACAUCCAGAUGACCAACUUUCCACAGGGACAUUCAAAAUGAGAACAAAUCUGUGAUGCCAAAGACAUUUUUUUUAAUGUUGCAGCACCCAUGUGAAGACAAAAGGAUGUAAUUAAGAAAUUAUUGUAAUUUUUGCCAAAUCA
Sinocyclocheilus rhinocerous is the source of this 1241-nucleotide messenger RNA. Its product is annotated as mucin-15-like. NCBI's taxonomy places the organism in Eukaryota, Metazoa, Chordata, Actinopteri, Cypriniformes, Cyprinidae. The transcript has 4 exons. The record is from RefSeq and is a predicted model, not a curated record. The coding region runs from base 40 to 1140 and encodes 366 amino acids.